This is a messenger RNA of Anolis carolinensis (green anole), 4991 nucleotides long. RefSeq names its product MAP7 domain containing 3 (gene map7d3). The transcript has 20 exons. NCBI's taxonomy places the organism in Eukaryota, Metazoa, Chordata, Lepidosauria, Squamata, Anolidae. The coding region runs from base 3 to 2651 and encodes 882 amino acids. The record is from RefSeq and is a predicted model, not a curated record. Gene Ontology annotation, biological process: microtubule cytoskeleton organization. Gene Ontology annotation, cellular component: microtubule cytoskeleton.
GCAUGCGCAGUUGCCCCGGCUUGGCGGUUGCUCAGAUCGCCUCAGCUCCGCGCCCGCGCUGGGUGUGUGAGGCGGCGGGAGGAAGGCCAAGGGCGAACAUGGCGGACGGCAGUGGAGCCGCGGGGUCGUCGUCGCUGAAGGGGCUUCGGGAGCAGAUGGUUGCUGCAGCUCAGGCAUUAGCAGAAGAAAGAAGAAUCCAAAGCGGUGGUAGUCCUGUCCCAAUCCAGUCUCCAGUUAAUGUAAAAGCAUUAACUAAGCCAGUGAUAGAUGGCUCCAUGUUGAAAUCAGAAGAGAGGCAAAGACUAGCCAGAGAACGCAGAGAAGAGCGAGAGAAACAAUAUGCUGCCAAAGAAUCCCAAAUACUGGAGAAGGAGAAAAAGGCAAGGCUCCAAUAUGAAAAGCAAAUGGAGGAGAAGCAGAAAAGGCUGAAGGAGCAGAAGUUAAAAGAGCAGCAAAGAAGAGCAGCAGUAGAGGAGAAGAGGAAACAAAAGAUCGAGGAGGAGAAGGAACGUUACGAGGCUGUGGUGCACCGUACCUUGGAGCGAAGCCAGCGCCUGGAGACCAGGCAGAAGAGGUGGUCCUGGGGCGGUUCUGUAACAGAUUCAGAUGGAAGGACGGAUCCUCCAACUACAGCUGAAGCCAACAAACGCUCUACUUCCGCAGCAAACCUCAAGCAAGCUGACCCCGUCAUCAAUAAGCGCCUUUCCACUUCGGCCGCACUCCUUAAUUCUGCCAGCAAAGGCUCAACUAAACGAAGUUCUUCAUUAAACAGAUUGAAUAACAAAGUUCCUCCGAAUUCUGAGCAGCCAAUGUCCAAAGGGUUGCAGGUGGAGCAAAAAGGAGACGCGGAAAAGAAGAGGAGUUCCUCCCUGAGUAGAAUGAGCAGUAAACCUCAGUCUUCUCCUGAAUUAGAAAAUGUGCAAAAGGAAGACAAAACAGCUCGCCGUUCCCAGUUCAGCCCGCUGGAGAGUAACGUGAUCAACCGCCUGCUCGCCCCCACCCAGGCCUCCUUAGCUAGGAGCAAAAGUGCUGCCGCUUUAUCGGCUGAUGGCAAAGAUCCCUCAGAAUCUCCCCUCUGUCCUCGUUCAGCUUCCAACAGCUCCCUCGGCUCCCCUGUCCACGUCUCCAAAGUGCCUCUCCGCAGCCGCAGCAUCGACCGCUUGAAGGUGGCCGCCUCGUCCUCAGAAAACCUUUCUCCAGAAUCUGCACAGAAGCCGGAGGCAGCAAAGCCGUCCACGUCUUCCAUCGGGCGGCGUGCUCCUUCGCCCUCCCUGCCUGGUUCCAGACGGUCCCCUUCUCCCGCGAAUGUGGGCAAACGCCCUCCGUCCCCAGCUUCAACAAGCAGACAAAAGCCUCAUCCAAGCUCACCGAAUGUCUUAAGGCAACAGGCGCCUUCUCCUGUCCCGGUCCCCAAACCUGCCCCGAUACAGCGCCCAUCGCUCACCCCGAAUGUGCUGAACAUUACCAAAAAGAGAGCAGACCUGGAGCCCAAAGCAAAGGAGCGAGUGGUGGACACAGCGGGGCAAGAACAGAGCCACUUACCGCAUGCCUCGGAGAAGGAAAGCCCUGCCACAGCUCCAAAGACCAAAGAAGAUACUAGCAGCAAAAAUGCUCCAGGGACCACAACGGCCGAAGAAGCAGCGAGGAUCUUGGCGGAAAAACGCCGCCUGGCAAGGGAGCAACGGGAGCGCGAAGACCAGGAAAGAGUCCAGAGAGAAGAGGAGGAAAGGGUCAGAAAAGAAGAAAUGGUCAAGAAGGCGCUUGAGGAGCAGGUCCAAGCGGAAGAAGCGCUCAGAGAACUGGAAGCCAUGAGGCAAGUGGAAGAGGAAGAACAACAAAGGCUGGCUGAGAAGGAACGGCUUCAGAGGGAGCAGGAAGAGCAGGAAAAGCAGGCCGAACUUCAGCUACAGCGAGAAGAAGCCGAAGCAAAGGCCCUGGAAGAGGCUGAAAAGCAGCGUCAAGAGCGGGAGCGAAUCAUGCAGCAGAAUAUGCAGGAGAGAAUGGAGAGGAAAAAGAGAAUUGAAGAGAUCAUGAAGAGAACUCGGAAGGCAGAGCAGAACGAAGCCAAGAAUGAAGAUAAAUCAAAUGAGGAGGAUGAAUAUGCUGAAGAAGAGGAAGAGCUGGGCCUUGAAAAGCAAGAUCAACCUGAGAAGGCAAAGUAUGACUCCUCUUCCCUUGAAGAUGGUCCAGAGAUGGAGCACAGUUUUGCUUCCUUCCAAGACGAAUCCAAAAUGGAGGCAGAUGAUGUCUUUGUCAAUGGGGACCGGCUGGAGGAAGUCGAUCGGAGGAAUGAAGAUGGGAGUUCCUUGUAUUUCCCUCCGACAAUAGAAGCCAGCCUUCCAGCAAAAGACGUAGUUAUUGGGAACUCGGGGAUCUUGGGUAUCAAUGAAGCCGACCAUUCAGUAGGAUUCCUUUCUAACCUGAAUGGGAAACCUUCGGCGUGGAGUUUUGAGGAGAUCAUCGAUCUCGACCUGCACCCCAAGACAACCAGGCUCAGUUCAGAGAGCCUCGCUGCUGAGAUGGCCUCUCAGAACUGUAAGGACGCUGCGGCGACUGCGGUGCCUGCCAGCCCCAGACUGGCCUUUGAGGAGGAAAGUGCCACGAAUCCCUUGACCAAACCCAUAGAGGCGGCAUCAGGUAAUAUACACUGACCGGGGGGCUCGCCGCCUGCCUGCCUGCCUUCUUUCCUCGGUUCAGUCCAGAAACCAAAUCUCCACUUAGUUUGAACUUGGCAGGCUUUGUUUUUGUAAAGAACAAGGUUCUCCAAAAGAGUUGAAUGCAGGGAAGGAUGCUCCGAAUCGGGUGGGAAAUAGGGAGUCAGUCCCUUCCCAUUCUCUGCUGCAACUCAAGCAAUAUGUGUUGUCCCUUGUUCUCCCCUCCCCUAGCGAAUUAACUCUAUGGUUAGGAUGUUUGGCUCAGGGGCCUUCCUUCCUUCCUUCCUGGUGGAAUGUCACCCGUCACCCCAGUCCUUGGCUAAACUGCCCUCUCUUUUCUCACUCUGGGAAAGAGAACAUUUUGAUCCAUGUAUUGUUUGAGAAUAACCUGGCUUGCUGCACAAAACGAAACCCGAUUUGUGUGUGCCUCUUUGGUGCUGAGCCCUGAAAUGUCAGUUUCAUCCUUAGCGGGGUGUGCUAAUGCUUAGCAGGAGGGUCCUAUAACAGAGUUAUCCCUUGCUUUUGAACAGAACUGUGAACACUAGAACCCUGGAAGGCUCCUGACCAGCACUUCGGGACAUUCAGGGUUUCCACAAGUCAUGAAGGCCUUGUUUUUGAGCUGCUUGUGGGCCUGUUUUUGGUCCAUGUUUCGAGCAAAUAAAGAUAAACUCUGUCCCCCAUCAGAGCUUUGCACUUUGAGACCUUUUCAGGAAAACACUUGCUGUUGCUCUGUGACAUGAAUCCGUUUAACCAGGUUUCCUUUUUAAAAAAAUAACACUUUCUAAUGAAAUGUUCGUUAAAAUUGCCAGUGCCUCUUUAAUUGUUCCGGUUGGGGUGAAAUACAAGACUUCUCCUAGAGUGUUUGUCAUAAGCAAGACAGAAUGAUGCGAUUCUAAUGCACAUUAAAAACCAAAACCAAUGUUUUGUCAUGUGUUACUAGCAUAUUAGCCUCAUCACUGCAGGAGGCAGUUUUUACAGAGAGAUCUGGAUGGAAAUAGUGGAGAAUGCUCCACUUCGCUCCAGGUUAGGUGACAGGUAUAUUUGUUUUUCUGGUCAGAUUGUCUGUAGCAUAAACUUGAUAGAAUAUUCUCUAACAAACCUUGAAAGGAUUUGCUCUGACAAGUUGGAAAAGCCAGAACUCACACCUCACUUGAGUUCCUUUUGACCAUGGCCCUGUGGUUGGCACCAUUGUGACCUCCUCCUGGUGCACCAUGGGCCCUGCAACACAAAUGUUUAUUAGUCUUGUCAAUGUGGAUAUACAAUAGGAGCUUCUUACACAAAUUGUACAGGCAGAGGUUUGGCACAGGCAAGACCCCCAACUCAAUUAUUCUCCAAGCUAUAUAGCAUUUCCUUAAGUAUUUGGGAGACCAGCGGGCUGAGAAAGCCUCUUCUAUAUUUAUCUUGAACUCACCUAAGCCUUUUCAACAGAUGGUCUUUAAACUACUUAAUUUUUUAAAAAUGAAUCCAAAUAUGCGCUGAGCAAACGGGGCACCUUGGGGUUGGUGGUUGGCCUCUCUGUGCCAUUUGCUUGUUCAUCUCCCACACAUUUUGCCCGAUCCAUUUGAAUUAAUGUGGUUUUCAUUGGUUUUGUUUGAACCCCUUCUUUUGAGAAAGACACAUACACACAUGACAUGUAUUUAAGUUGCUCUUUCACGCCUUGUAAGUAUUAUUUGUGUGCGUAUGUGUACAUAAAACCAGUAUUAGACCCUUGCUGUUGUGUUUUUUGUUCCGUUCUGUUUUGUCCCUGUUGGUUGUGUCUUUGGGUGCGCUUUCUCUCGGCCUUCAUGGCCGUUGUUGAGCAACCUGCGUAGCCUUAACUCCCUCUGACUUGAUAUCACAUGAAGGAAUGGGCUCUGGAAUGAAGCGUUGUGUUGGUCCUCAGGCCCCAAACAGUUUGGCGUCCCUUUUCAAAGAGCUCUUUUUUCAAUGGUUGGCAGCGGCCACAUGAGCGCUAAGCUGCCUCCCUCUUUUCUACUUUCUAGUGCAGACGCUUGCACUGGAACCAUGUUCCUAUUCCCAAGUCAUUUAGAAGAAUCAACAGGCCCUUUCCCCUUGUUGUUGUGGUUGUUGUCCUCCACCCUUCCCUUUGUAUGCUUUGCUGUUUCCAAAUGUUUUAGGACGUUUAGAGCAGUGCCUUAGGUUUUGACAAAACAGGGGUAUUUUUGUAUGAUAGCUUUUUCGUUCUGCCAGAGACAAUCAUUCUAACAAGCAUGAUGCUCCAAAUAUUAGUUCUGUUUUGUUUUGUUUUCCUGUGCAAAACUGAUGCCUGUUUGAUGCUUGGUUACAGCCUGUAUGUAAAUACAUGAUGCACUGUUAAAUAAACUUUGCAACUGAAAA